GUGGAGCAGCGACUUGUUUAUUCAACAAUGCAACCUUAUUUGCUAGUAGCGACAUUACUGGGUGCUGCCACGACGGCAAAUGCAAUUCCAGUGCACUUCAACAAUCACUGCAAUGCUGCAAUUGAGCUGUACAACAACACAUACAUCGAGGUGAUCAAUCCAGGCAGCACCACUACUCGCAAUCUUGAGGAGGGAUUCAGUGGGAUGUUUCGGAACGGAUGGAAUCCCCAAGCAACACUCGCGGAAUUCUCGGUUUCAUGGGGAUUUUUGUGGUACGACAUCAGUAUUAUCCCCACAAGUCCUCAGAGCGGACCAGGAAAUUGCCUCUCGCUUGAUGAUUGCAAGAAAGUCACCGGUGGAGUGGGCUUCAACACACCGAUUCAAAUCGCGCCGUCCGGGUGCACGGCGAUCACUUGCCUUACCGAUGACUGCGCUGACGCCUAUCAGUAUCCCACAGACGACUGGAAGACGCACGCGUGUCCCGACACAACGCCAAACGUUGAUGUGACAUUCUGCCCGGGAGGAUCAAGUGCUACGCCUACGCUGGCACCCACCAAAGCAAAAUGCCCUCGGCGCUGCACCGCGUCUUUACGCAGCUAGUCGAGCAAGAAUUCACAUCAUAUUAAUACCAUUAAAUUAAAUUUCAGUACAGUAAACACUUAGGACUCGCAUACAUGUAUAAGCCUUGACAUACGUAAUCCAUACGA
Phytophthora infestans T30-4 is the source of this 707-nucleotide messenger RNA. RefSeq lists its product as uncharacterized. The record is from RefSeq and is a predicted model, not a curated record. The coding region runs from base 28 to 600 and encodes 190 amino acids. Lineage: Eukaryota; Oomycota; Peronosporomycetes; Peronosporales; Peronosporaceae. The transcript is spliced from 3 exons.